GCCCCGCGGCGCGGAGGCAGAGACGGAGGGGAGGUGGGGGUCAAGUUGAGUCGGUAGUCCGGGAAUCACCUUAGACUUUGAUUCUGCGUCCCGGGCAAGAUGUGGCGGCGUUGGGAAGCAGGAUGGGACGAGAAGAGGGAGUUGCAGGAGCUCAACUCCCGGUUGCGUGUCUUCGUGUCCCGCGUGCGGGAGCUGGAGGAGGAGAACCGCUUUCUGGCGCGGGAACUGGCGGAGCUGAGGGAGCAAGAGCUGAUCGGGCUCCAGGUACCCGAGCAGGAGCUGGCCUGGCUGCGGAUGCAGCUGGAGGAGCUGAGUCGAGCGAAGCUGGAAGCGGAGCUGGAGCGGGACGGGCUGCGGCGGGAGCUGGAGGAGCUGCAGGUGCUGGGGGCUGAGGUGCUGGCGAUGCGACGGCGCCUGGAGCCCGAGCUGGCCGGGCAGAGGCAGCUGCUGGAGCGGCUGCGGAUGGAGUGCGUGGGGCUGGAGGAGCUGCUGCUGCAGCUGCAGGCAGAGCACGGGCACCUGGCGGAGCGGCAGCGGCGGGAGAUGGUGGAGAUCCGGCAGCUGCGGAUGGACCUGGCCGCCUUGCCUCCCCCCUUAGCUGGACUGAGCCUGGAGGAGCUGGAAGAGACCUACGAGAUGCUGCUCAACCAGACCUGUCGGGAGACCCUGCUGCGUUACCAGGAGCAGCUCCAGGUGCUGCAGGAGCAGGAGGCGCAGCGGAGCCGGGAGGACUUGGAGCUGCUGCGGGAGGAGAGCCGGCAGUGCCGGCAGCACCUGGAGGAUCUGCACCGGCAGGGCCAGGAGCUGUGCGGGCUCCGGGAGCGGCUGGAGCGGGAGCUGCUGGCCCUGCAGGACCGCCACGGAGCCGAGGUGGAGGAGUACGAGAGGAUAAUCGAUGCCCUAGAAGAGGAAAAGCAGUUCCUGACCAGGUCAAUCACAGAUUACCUGAAGGACUAUCAAGACCUACUGCAGGUGAAAGCAGGCCUCAUCCUUGAAAUUGAAACCUACAGAGCUUUAUUAGAAGGGGAGAGCAACCAGUGGAUUAUGACAUGGAGAGAUCAGUAUGGAGGGAAAUUGCCUCAAGAUAUUAUUAGCACUUCAUAUAACUACACUGAUAGUUACUCUGCUUAUCAAGAAAGAAAUAGAAAUAAAGCUUCACCAGCUCUCAGGAUCACUGACAGAAGACACAGAAUGCCAGGGACAAGCACCAGCAGCUCAGCACGUUACUCAUCUCGCUCAACACAGGCUGGAUCACAGACAACUGGUAGUGGAAGAACUUUUGGAAGAGAUGUAUUUGGUUCAAUAUAUCGCCCUUCAACAACUUUUAGAAAGGAUGAGAGGAUUCUAGCAGACCACAAAGAAUUAAGAACAUUUACUCCAGCCUACAGUAGUUGGAAGCACACUGACAUGCAGCAAAAGACAAUUCCAGAAAGAAAGAAAACAGAAGUCACGACUUCAUCCAGGGUAUCUUUUUCAAAAGAAAAAUCAGACAAGGACCACAAGCCUGACACAAAGCCAGGGGUUUCUGAACAUACAAGCACAAGACCAAGCUUCACUAGAUUUCCAGUUUAUGAGCUGGUUACCAAUUAUAAACCAACUAAAUAUGAAGAAACCAUAACUGAAACUUGGACCACACUAAAAGGGAAGAGAGGAGGCAGUGAACCAACUGAAGAGAGAAAAUCUCUGCUGAAAGAAAAAGAUAAGCUAGAAAAACAAACAAAGGAGAAGAAAAAGAAAACAGAUGAGAAAACUUUAACAGAAGAAGGAAGUGUUGAUUUUGGAAGGAAGAUUGAACAGACAAAAUAUAUCCAUGAGGAAUUUGUUAACCAGAAGUUAACAGGGAAUGAUAUUUCUAGGGCAAGAACUUUGAUAAGUGAAUCGACCAAAAAAGAUGCAAAUGUGACCUUGGACUCAAGGCAUAAAGAUGUCAUUGAGAUACCCAUCUGUCUGGAAACAUCUGCUCCUGAUAAAGAACCUCAGAGUAGUAAAGAAACAAGGUUACACAGUUUUGAAACUUCCACAGGAAGAGAAACAGAUGACCAUGUAACUAGGCCUGACGAAAUUCACCAAAUGGGUUUUUCAGAAGCAUAUUCCAGUGACAUUAGUAAUGAAACAGGAGCUCUGUCAACUGAAAAUAUAGCAGAGAACAUUGUGGCUGACAUUCUUAAAAGUUUUACACAGUCUUCUAGUUCACAAAUAUCAACAGAGACGAAAGUCACCUAUUUUAAUAAGAAAGAACAACCAGAUGAUGGGAAAAUAAAGACUGAGAUCACAGUGCAAUCUCAAGUUCAAGAAGACAUAGAUAUUUCUGAUGGAGCUGACAUGGGAGGUCUGUUGAGCCAGGAUGUAAGAAAAGUGGUUCGAGAGGGUGUAGAGGGAACUCCUUCCAAAGAGGAGAUAGAAGACAUUGUACAUCAUGGCCUGAAAGGAAACGAGGGCAGGAAGAAUGUAUCUGUUAAUGUUGAGAUUGUAGAGGAGCCACUAGAUUAUGCUGCUGAUGAAAGGGCAGAUUUUUCAACACCUUUUGAAGUAGAGGAAGUGGAAGAUACAUUCCCUGAGAGAGAGAGGCGUUAUGGUGAUGAGGAAGAACAGGUGACAUUCACCUAUGACAGUGUUAAAAAGAAGAAGCAACGCCAUGAGAGUUUCACUCAUGUGGAAGAAGUAACUGGGGAAGAUGAUUCACCUGUUGAACAGAAAUAUUUUGUGUCUGUUCCUGAUGAUCAUCCUGUUAUUAAUGAAAAAGAUGAUGACUCGGUAUAUGGGCAAAUUCAUAUAGAAGAAGAAUCAACCAUUAAAUAUUCUUGGCAAGAUGAAUUUUUGCAAGGCACGCAAAGUAAGAGAGAUGAAGGUGUAAGCUCUCCAGAAGAAACAUAUCGAGUGGUAGGUGAGGAAGCAAGUGCCCGUAUUUUAAAAGAGUCUCCUGUAGCUGAAACGUCCCAUGUUGAAUCCACUAUUAUUGAAAAAGAAAUUAAAAUUCCCCCCGAAUUUCAGACUUCAAUAAAGGGUCUGUUAUCAAAGGAAACAAAGGACCCUAAGCAUCGACUGAAGGAAGCUUUGGAGCAGCUGGAGGGCAGUCUCCCAGAAAGUGUGAAAGAUGAGCUGUUUGCACUAACAAAAGAAACUCAAGCUGACUCCAGUAACUUAGAAUUUGAUAUAAAAAAGAUUGAUCAAACGGAGGAUGGUGGCUUGGUGACAAUUGUUGCUGAAGUCAAUCUGUCACAGACCCUUAAUACUGAUGAAUUUGAUGCAGCUCAGCUUGGUGAAGUAAUUACAAGUGAAGAGGAGAAAGCAACAUUGCACUCCCUAAAAACAGAGAGCACAGAGAGAGUUGUUGAUGGUAGAAGCAGUAUAGAAGUCGAUGCUUCUCACAGUGAUGAAUACAUGGCUUUGGGUGAUCAAGAAAUCUAUAAGUCAUCCACAAUGAGGAGGAGUGGGGGUGCAGGGUAUCACACCACUGAAGAAGUAAUUUAUGACGGUUCGGUUUUGGAAACUUCUGGAGAAAUUUCUCACUCACCACAAUCAACUGAUGAAACCAGAUCCAUAAGGCAUAUUAAGGUUGGUCCAGCAGAAGUUCAGAGAUUUGAGCAGAUUGUCUGUGAAGUGCCUGGUUCUGAAACGCUGGAGCUCAGUGCUACAGAAGAUUAUCUUCAAAGAGAAGGAUCAUCAGAGUUCAGCAGAUCUGUGAAGCAAUAUAAACUGGGUCCUAAAGGAAUCCAAACCACAGAAGAAGUAAUUUAUACAGGCCCUAUUACUACAACUGUAGAAGAGAUGGAUUCUGGAAAUCUUUCCCAGAAGGUUUCAACAGACCUCAACAGGUCCACAACACAUGUCACAGUAGGAUCAAGGCAUGUAACUGAGGAAGUCUCUUUUGAAGGGUCUGUUUCAGACUCUCUGGAGCUCUAUAGCUCAGGUGACCAAUCUCAGACAGAAGGGGCUGUGGAUGUCAGCAGAUCAGUAAGGCAUUUUAGAUUAGGUCCAAAAGAGUUCCAUGCUGAGCAAGUUAUCUUUGAAGGACCAGUCUCUGGUAAAGUGGAGGUCAGUGACACUGGAGACUUCUCACAGGCACAGAGUUCAGUCACACACGUUCAGUUGGGUCCCCAGGAGUUUAUGACAGCUGAAAAAAUAAUUUUUCGGGGGCCUAUCUCUGAGUACACAGAAAGAAGUGGACUGGAAGAUGGGACUCUUUCAGAAGGCUCCUCAAAGCGUGUUAGAAUAGGUCAAGUGGGAGUUGAAACCACUGAGCAAAUCAUGUAUCAUGACUCCCUUUCUGAAACUGCAGAGCUCCUGAACAAGGAAGGACAUCUUUCAGAGAGUGAAGGAAGCUCAGAUUUCAAUAGAUCUUUCAGGCAUGUUACAAUAACUCCUGGAGAAACUCACACUGAGCAAAUCAUCUUUAGAAGCCCAGCUGCUGAAACGCUGGAAGAUCUCUCACAGACAGAGGAGGCAUCUGAGAGCAGGAGGUCUGUCAAGCAUAUUAAAGUAGGAUCCAAAGAAACAUCUUACACUUUUCAAAUGGAUGUUACCAAUAUUGGUGGAAUAUCUACAGUAAAAAGUGGAGAACAGCAAGCAACACUGCUUGUAUCCAGUAAGCAAGACCCUUCUGGUAGUCAGUCACAAUCUUUUUUUGAAAAAACUGUACAUCUGCAAAGCAUGGUAGACCAAAGUUCAGGUACUUCUGAAGAAAAGAAAGUUGCUCUUCUCUAUCUGGACCAUGAGGAGGAAGAUGAUGAUAAUGAUGGACACUGGUUCUGAAAGGACUCUUAAAUGAAAUUACUUGGUGAUUUUUGAUGAUGCCUGAAAAAAGGCAUGAGGAAGCACUCACACUAUUUAGAUUAUGGAUAGUGGACUGAGAAGUAUUGAAUCUAAGCCUCUGCCUUUUCAGCACAGUUUUACUUUAUUGGAAAUUUUGUGUACAAUAAUUUCAGAUUUCUCCACCUAGAGCGACAGGAAUUUGCUACUGGGGAAUUCAAAGGAUUGUACUUAUUACUUGUUACAAAGCAGGUCAAUUAAUAAGCCUGUGCUUGAAUAGGACUUUUCCAUCAUUUUUUAAAUACUGUAUUGCACUUGGUUAGUAAAAUACUCAACAAUUCUGUUUAAAUCUCAAGCUACUAACUGCAAAUAUAAUAGAAUGUAAGACUAGGGAAAGUGGUAGGUAGCUGAUUUUCAGUUCUGUGUACUUAUAUGCAGUACCUAAUGAAGAUUUUAAGAUACAGUUAUUACAGCUAUAAAAAAUUCAAUUCUGUAGGAUCAAAAUAAGCAUACCAAGAAGUGACAGAAGUGGUAUUAUUUCUAUAGCUAGAAUGCAGUGAAAACAAGAGGUAAAUCUGAAGAAUUCCUCACAGUAUUCAUGAGAAAUAGUGAUUUUUAUGGUUAGAUAGUAGUAUAUUUAAUGUCUUUGAAAAGAAAACAGAUUUUUAAAAUAGGCUUUAUUAUUUUAACUAGAGUAAGGAGAACUCUUUACAGCUUUAGGAGCUGUGUACAUUAAUAACAUCAACUCAUUUUGCUGCAUAUGGUUUACCUUAAUACAAGGUAUUGCUAAGGGUAAGUGUGAAGUGUCAAUCAUAAUUACAUAAUGCCUAAUUUCUUACUUCAGUGAAAUUGGCUCCUGUGUGUUCUGUUCUGAAGAAAACUUGUAAAAGUGGCAUUGAUUGACACUUAUGAUCCUUGUGUGUCAAGUAAUUUCCAGAUGAUCCUUUUUUUGUUUACAAAUGAGAUGAUGCCCUUUUCAGUUCUGCAAACCCAACCUGAGGUUUGGAUUUUUUUUUUUUUUUUUUUUUUUUUUUUUUUUUUAGUUACUAUUUUAUUGCAAAUAAGCUAAUUUCACUUUGAUUGCACAUUGGUUAAAUGAAGGACAUGACUUAACUUCACAGUGACCUCAAAGUCCAGAUCAGAAGCCAGCACCAGUAGCUGUACUAAACUGUGCAGUGCCAGCAGAAGCAAAAAUAGCAGCCAGAAUAUUUUUGUCACUGGGAUAAGAAGAUACCAUACUGGACACACAGGAGAAACAAGAUACACAAAUGAGAUGCUGCUAUUUUUACCCCCACAUGCACAUUCACUCCCUCACUUUUUUACACCUUCUCUGCAGAGGAGAAACCUCUGGAUCCGGGCACCUGCAUCCAGUGGCUUCUGACUCAGAAUAAUUUUCCUGUGGUUAUUUAGGCAUAGUUUUGUGUGUGCUAAUCCAGAUUAGAAUCCAGUUAAACUAUUUUAGCCUGGCUUGGCUACUCACCUUUCAGAUGCCUUAGUGUUAACAGAAGGUAGAAUUUUCCCAAGUGCCUGUUACUUGAUAAUUCUGAAUGUAACUGCAAAGCUCCAGAGAAGCUCCAUGCUGACUGACAUAUCGUGCUGUUUCAGAGAUGAGACAGUUUAAUUGUUGUGUGCCUUAAUUACCAAGUUUGAAACUGUACCAAGUUAUCAGUGUUCCCAAAGAUUAACUCACGGGGUUUAUCUGAAUUGCAAAAUUUUCUGUCUGUUUUCCUCACUUGGUGUAAGUGUGAGCAGCAGUGGAGAUGUGGAUUGAAUGUUUUUUUUUUUUUGAUCGUGCACUAUGAAAUCAUUUGUUGCAAUUGGAAGUGUAGCAAACAGCUGGAAAAUGAAUAGAAAGCUGUGUAGAAGCACUAGAGGCAAGUAUGCCAAGUUUAUUUAUACUGUUCACUGUGUAAUGGAUAAUGUGUUUUCAAAAUUAUUCAUAUAUGCUCAGAAAAGAUCUCAUGUUUCUAUUUAAAAAUAGGCUGGUUUUAAUUGUAAUUCUUCUAAUAUCAUCCUAUACUUUUCUUUCUUUAUCUGACCCUCUGAUUUUCAAGAUAACAUCUCUAUUUAUUUUCAUAAUUGCAUAUAAACCAGAAUUUUCUAGUGAGGUAUCUAACUGCAAGCAAUCAGAUUCUAUAUUCAGGUAUUGAAUAACUGCAUAAAGGAAAAAGUCAGGGCUGUCAUAAAAAAUAGAGUAAAAAAAACCCCAAACAAACAGUGUUAGUUUGCUCAAAGUUUUGUUAAAAGCUGUAACUUAAACAUUCACUGUUAAACAGAUAUAAGAAUAUCUACAGAAAAUCUAUUUUGUAACCAACAAAAAGCUCCUUACAAGGUAACUCAUUGAUUGAUACUUCAAGGAAUCUUUGACAGAUAUGUUCCUUAGGAACAACUGUACCAACACUCUGUUCUGUUCAGUAUUCACCUGCUCAGAGGGUUAUAAUGUCAGAUGAAGGAAUAAACUGGUAGGGGCAAGUGAAUCAUAAAAUGUAGAUGGCCUUAGUAUUAAAGGAGGGGAAACCAAAAAAUAAACAGCAUUGUUUCUACUGAGGCAACAAGAACUCUUUAAAAAUUCUUCUAGAUAUCACUUGUCAGAUGUAGUACCUAGUUCUAGUUCUGUUUUCAUUGCCUGGAGAGAAAAGAUUGUGCUGUGUACAUUAUUUAAGGUCAGGAUUUUAAUAAUCUGUUGGAAAAGUAAGUUUAUUGGAAGGAACUGGAAAUGUGUAUUUGUGUAACAUUUAAAGGCAUCCCUAACUCCUUUGCAUGAAUGCUCUCAGACUGUGAAAACAAAGAUAUCUCAUGUUAAAAGGAGUUAAAUUUUAGAAAUGUUUGCUUAAGCAGCCCAUUUUUUAUUUAGUUCUCCUGAGACAUUUUGAAGUAAUGACAGCUUUUGGAUACUACUACCUUCAGGCAACAAAACAGAAUUAGGUGGAUAAUUGCAUCCUGCAGGCCUAAUGGUUGCAUUUGCAGAAUCAGAGCCAGAGGUACUUGCAUUACUACUAAGAGCAAAUAUAACCUACUACCUGGUGUACUAACUCACCCUAUAUAAGGUCACUUUCUGCAUAGGUAUUAUAACUUGUGGCAGAGAGACUUGGAGAUGUAACUUUGGUCAGCAUGCACUUCUGAAGCUUACUCAUAUAACUUGUGCUUUUCAUUAAAUACAAGUAAGAAGUUUACUGCUGAGUUUGGAUUAAUCAAAAUGCUUUGGAAAUAUAACAAUAUUUAAAAAUAUAUUAGUAAUUUAGGGGGGGGGAGAAUAAAUAUGUAUUUUAAUGCUGAUAGAGAUCAGAAGUGGGGCACUGUUUUCCAGAUGUGUAAACCACUGGUUUAGAAAGCAAAUAUAGUACAGAAUAUUAAAAAAGCUGUGUAAGAGACCUAGAACACUGUAUUGACUGAUGUUUGUGAAUAGCAGGUGUUACAAAAGACGGUAAGAAUGUUGAAACUGGGUUUGUUGAUGUCAGCUGUGUGGAACCUUGCCAGCAGCUUGUGUUUGGGUCAUUUGCAAUGCAACUGCAUUUUUGUGGUGGUAGAAGCUUUGUGAUUUUACACUUUUUCACUCUUGAGUAUUAAACGAUCAAAAUCACCGUG
This is a messenger RNA of Calypte anna (Anna's hummingbird), 8334 nucleotides long. It is a transcript of the gene SYNM, whose product is annotated as synemin. Gene Ontology annotation, biological process: fast-twitch skeletal muscle fiber contraction; intermediate filament cytoskeleton organization. NCBI's taxonomy places the organism in Eukaryota, Metazoa, Chordata, Aves, Apodiformes, Trochilidae. The record is from RefSeq and is a predicted model, not a curated record. The transcript has 4 exons. The coding region runs from base 100 to 4752 and encodes 1550 amino acids. Gene Ontology annotation, cellular component: intermediate filament; neurofilament cytoskeleton; sarcolemma. Gene Ontology annotation, molecular function: structural constituent of cytoskeleton; vinculin binding; structural constituent of muscle.